Erythranthe guttata (spotted monkey flower) is the source of this 1782-nucleotide messenger RNA. It is a transcript of the gene CYCT1;3, whose product is annotated as cyclin T 1;3. Gene Ontology annotation, molecular function: cyclin-dependent protein serine/threonine kinase regulator activity. NCBI's taxonomy places the organism in Eukaryota, Viridiplantae, Streptophyta, Magnoliopsida, Lamiales, Phrymaceae. Gene Ontology annotation, biological process: regulation of transcription by RNA polymerase II. The record is from RefSeq and is a predicted model, not a curated record.
AUAUAUAUUUCAAAAAGCCACGCCACAUAUGACAUAAGUUCAAGUCUGAUUAGGUUUCCCUGUUGUACGAAGGCGAAGGUUCCUUCAUUAACGUUAAAUUCCCCAAACCCCAAUCUGUGAACACAGUCUUCAUUAACAAGGAACAGCGUCAAAUUCCCCAACCCUAAUUUGUGAACAUAGUCCUACUUCUUUCGUCUACUUCGUUCACCCCGAUCCCUCGGUGUAUUUUCGGAUCAAUUGAAGCGCAAUUAUCAAUUUCGAGCACAUCAAUUUCCAGAUUGCAAAGAAUCGCAUCGGAGUUGUGGUUAGCGUCAUUAACCAUGGCGAGGCAUAUUCCUGGGAAUAUUCCUUCUCGUCGUGAUGUUCUAGAAGAAGCAACUACCAUACCUAUUUCUUUCAAACCUAAAUGGUACUUCACUAAAGAAGAAAUAGACGAACAUUCGCCGUCGAGAAAAGACGGGAUCGAUCGUGAAUCUGAAUCGAAGUUGAGGCACUUAUACUGUUCCCAUUUACAAGAACUUGGCAUGCAGCUUAAAGUACCUCAAGUUACAAUAGCUACUGCAAUGAUGCUGUGCCAUCGAUUUUAUAUGCACCAGUCCCAUGCAAAGAAUCAUUGGCAGACAAUUGCAAAUGCUAGCAUGUUUUUGGCAUGCAAAGCAGAAGAUACGCCACGUUGGCUAAAAGACAGAGACAUAAUUGUUGUCGCUUAUGAAUUAAUGUACAGCUGGGACCCGUUAGCUCCGCAAAAGAUCAAACAACGGGAAAUUUACGAUAGGCAGAAAGAAUUGAUUUUGCUGGGGGAGCAGCUGAUUUUAGUUACCGUUGCAUUUGAUCUCAAUAUCGAACACCCUUACAAGCCACUUGUCGCCGCAUUAAAGGCGUUGGAAAUUACGCAAAAGGAAGUCUCGAAGGUUGCGUGGAAUUUCGUGAAUGACUGGCUCCGUACAACACUGUGCUUGCAAUACAAACCGCAUUAUAUAGCAGCUGGCUCCGUUUUUCUUGCUGCCAAAUUUAAUAAAAUAAAGUUGCCUUCUUCAAAUGGGAAAGCGUGGUGGAUGCAGUUUGAUGUUUCGCCGAAACAAUUAGAAGUGGUCAUUCAACAAAUGCUUGGGGUAUUAGAACAGGGUAGUGCGAAUAGCAGAGCGAAACCCGUGCCUGUAAAGAGAAAAUCCAUCGGCUCUGGAUUUAGCAAUUCCAGUGGAUCAACGGCCGUGCUAAAUUCAAGCAAUUGUUCGACGGAGACCGCUUCGAAAUCCGCAGUUAUUGUCAAAUGCAGCAAAAAUCAACCGAAAUACGAUGCUAACGACACCGCACAAACAACCGAGAAUUGCGCGAGUGAAUCGUGUAGUGCAAAUAGUGGAGUGGAGGACUGUGAUGCUGAGCCGAUAAACGGGGACUUGGAUCAGAAAUCGGGCUGCAAGAUUAUAUCCGUUACAGAAAAACGUCACAAAAUUGAUAUUAGCAGUAUUAAAGAGAGAUUGAAGAGGAGGAAAUUGAAUAGAGUCGAAAAUUUGGAAUCAGGGGAUAGCUCGAAAGUUGAUGAAAUAAACGGCGAUGCUUGGAUCGAAAGAGAGAUAGAAAACGGCAUCUGUUAAUUUUAUCGGAAUUCGAAAAAGAAAUCGGAAUUAACAUGGAUUAAUCGUGGCUCGUGUGACUGCACAGCUUGAGAAACCUUGAGCUGAUGAUUGAUAAAUAUGAUCUACUUCAUUCGUUUUGUUGUGAGUACAAUAUCUGAAUAUUUUCUUUUAUUAUUUUUAAUAUAUUGCAGGUUUUUUUUUUUUU